AUGAGUGCCUCAGUGGAAACCGAGUCGACCGCGCCAGUGAGAGAGGAGGAUGAACGCAAUAGGUUGAAGGGAAGUAGUCACGAGAAUUUCGAAGAAUUUAUUCGAAGAUUCAGUAGGAAGUAUAGAACAGUGAUAUUCGAUGACAAGACAUUACUAGACAUAAUGGUAGAUGAUCAUCUGGAAGGUAGGGCCAAGUCGGUGUUUUUGUCAUUACCAACUAGUGUGAGAGAACAGGGUUUUGAUGCAGUAGUGAGAGAACUGAGAAAAUUGCUGGCAAAUGAUUCAACGGCGGGCCGAUUGAGGGCACUGACCGAACUGAGGUGCCUUAAGCGAAGGUGGGGGCAGUCCGUCUCAGACUUCUGUGUCGUUCUCGAGAAAUUGGGGAGGCAAGCGAAUCCUGCUUGUAGCAUAAGGGAAAGGUCUCUCGAGUACGCACAGAUACUGCUGGACAAUUUGACGGAUUGGCCAGAACAUGUCCACCUACUAAGCACGUUGCACCGGGUAGACCCUACAGAGGCGUAUGAUGCAGUCAAGGAGUUGGCCUUAACCAUUGAACAGUCAAGGUGCAUGUUGGCCCCGAGUGGAAAUACCCGCAAAGAUGGAUGGAAGAGAAGGUCAGCGGCGUACCAUCAGGAAGAAAGAAAACGGGAUCCCGAGUCAGGAGGGCUCAGGGAUGUAGUGAGUAGCGAGGUGAAGCCAAGAAGUGGUUUCAGAGAAGGGAUUAGCCGAGGGGAGGCAAGAUAUUCCACACCUCACGAGGAGGUUAGAAUGAGCGAUACGAAUGGAGCGCCUGUGAGAGAACAAGGGAAGAUAUACCAGGGGACACGAGACCCUCAAGUCAAUCAAAUCGCGGAUGAAACCGCAAAACGGAGUACGUCACCUCAGGAGUCAGCUACAAAGAAAGAAACGACGCAACGUCGUCCGGUAUCAUCGAUUAUUAGUGCAAGGAGUUUAGGAGUGAAAUGUGGUUUCAUUUGGCAAGGAGGAGACGCCACGUAG
Ostertagia ostertagi is the source of this 999-nucleotide messenger RNA. NCBI's taxonomy places the organism in Eukaryota, Metazoa, Nematoda, Chromadorea, Rhabditida, Trichostrongylidae. The record is from the annotation of a GenBank genome assembly.